This is a messenger RNA of Mesorhabditis spiculigera, 936 nucleotides long. The record is from the annotation of a GenBank genome assembly. Lineage: Eukaryota; Metazoa; Nematoda; Chromadorea; Rhabditida; Rhabditidae.
AUGUUUUCGGAGAAGAAUGACUUCUACGUAGCGACGACCCGCUUCGACCAUAUUCACAUCUACGUUGCCCAGAAUCGCCGAGGCGUCGGCAUCGAGGCGGUAAAAGUGCGCAACGGCCACAAGCUGGUCAAAGAGGGGGAUGAGAUGAAAAGCCCAGCGCCAUUCCCAUUCCUCGACCUCUCGGAAACCCAAAAAACGGCCGUCUACCACCGGAUCGACUUUUGGCAAAAGUUCAAGCUGCGUCUGGUCGCUAGGGUUUUCCACCAAAGACCGGCCCACCAUUUGAUUAUUGGUACAAGGUUUAACGAUAUUUACGUCGAGACGCAACGACCGGAAUGGAUUUAUCGGAGGCUUGACCCCUACAACGAAAUCAUGUUCACGAUCGAUGACGGCAUCGGGCACACGCACUUAGAUGUAACCGUCGACGUCGGGCAUUUUGGGCCACCUUUGGAGCUCGUAUUCCUAAAUAUGCAAGGUGGCGGCCCGAUACGCGACGCGUUAGACGUGCUGCGAUGGCCAUUUGUCACGGGAUGUAUGGCAGAGACGGCCGAGGACUUCAAAACUGUGCUGCAUGCAGAACGACAACUAGCCCGUCAGCCAUAUCGGUUUUCACUCCAAUUUGGAGACCACCGGACUGCCUGGCGAGCCCCGCUCACAGAUGAUGAAUAUGGGUUGAUUUUUGCAGAGCCCAAAUACCAGCUCCCCGACAAGCUUCGAAACCUUCUAAAAGCGCAGAUUGGCCCCAACGACGAGGCCACAGCUUUUCGGCACACCCAGUUUUCGGAGAAGAAUGACUCCCACGAAGCGACCCGCUUCGACCAGAUUCACAUCUACGUUGCCCAGAAUCGCCGAGGCGUCGGCAUCGAGGCGGUAAAAGUGCGCAACGGCUACAAGCUGGUCAAAGAGAGGGAUGAGUGUGUCCCAAUCCCUUGGCGA